This is a messenger RNA of Xiphias gladius (swordfish), 717 nucleotides long. It is a transcript of the gene sox14, whose product is annotated as SRY-box transcription factor 14. Gene Ontology annotation, molecular function: RNA polymerase II cis-regulatory region sequence-specific DNA binding; DNA-binding transcription factor activity, RNA polymerase II-specific. The transcript has a single exon. Gene Ontology annotation, biological process: anatomical structure morphogenesis; cell differentiation; regulation of DNA-templated transcription. The coding region runs from base 1 to 717 and encodes 238 amino acids. The record is from RefSeq and is a predicted model, not a curated record. Lineage: Eukaryota; Metazoa; Chordata; Actinopteri; Istiophoriformes; Xiphiidae.
AUGUCAAAGCCCGCCGAUCAUAUCAAGAGACCCAUGAACGCGUUCAUGGUCUGGUCCCGAGGCCAGAGGAGGAAAAUGGCACAGGAGAAUCCCAAAAUGCACAACUCGGAGAUCAGCAAGAGACUGGGCGCCGAGUGGAAGCUGCUGUCAGAGUCUGAGAAGAGACCUUACAUUGACGAGGCCAAGAGGCUGCGGGCUCAGCACAUGAAGGAGCACCCCGACUACAAGUACAGACCCAGGCGCAAGCCCAAAAACCUGCUGAAAAAGGACAGGUACGUUUUCCCUUUGCCUUACCUCGGGGACACCGACCACUUGAAGGGACUUCCCGUGUCUGCCGCGGACUCGCUUCUGGGCUCCUCGGAGAAAGCCCGAGCGUUUCUGCCGCCGACGUCCGCUCCCUACUCCUUCCUCGACCCGAGUCAGUUCAGCUCCAGCGCCAUCCAGAAGAUGACGGAGAUGCCCCACACGUUGAGCACCAGCACUUUGCCGUACGCGUCCUCGUUGGGAUACCAGAACGGCGCGUUCGGCACCCUUGGGUGCCCCAGUCAGCACACCCACACCCACCCGUCGCCCACAAACCCGGGCUAUGUCGUCCCGUGUAACUGCACAGCCUGGUCAGCGUCAAGUUUACAGCCCCCGGUGGCCUACAUUCUUUUUCCAGGUAUGACCAAGACUGGGAUAGACCCAUAUUCAUCCGCACAUGCCACUGCCAUGUAA